This is a messenger RNA of Microcebus murinus (gray mouse lemur), 4320 nucleotides long. The record is from RefSeq and is a predicted model, not a curated record. NCBI's taxonomy places the organism in Eukaryota, Metazoa, Chordata, Mammalia, Primates, Cheirogaleidae.
CCUCGAGACACCAGCCUUCCUUGCAACUCUCCCACAGACUAAGCCAGAUGGUCUGCUCCAAGUCCAAACACCUGCAUGAAAAAGAAGAUUUCUUUUCCAGAGUUCUUCAUGUAUUGAGGAUUCAUUCAUUCAUAGAUUGGCCAUUUACUGAAUGCUGUCUGUAUAACAGGCACACUUCUAGGUGCUUGGGAUAUAGCAGUGAACAAAAGAGACAAACCCCCUGCUAUCAUGGUACUUACAUUGUUGUGGGCCAGAUAAUAAACAAGUUCUAUCUCCUCAGACCCUGUCCCUUCCCAGAGAGAAGAGGAGAUGACUGAGUCCCAGGAGGAGUGGAAGCAAUUGGAUCCUGCUCAGAGGAACCUGUAUCGGAAUGUAAUGCUAGAAAACUAUAACAACUUAAUCACAGUAGGCUGUCCAUUCACCAAACCUGAUGUAAUUUUCAAAUUGGAGCAAGAAGAAGAACCAUGGGUGCUAGAGGAAGAAGUAUUGAGGAGACACUGUCCAGGAGAAAUAUGGGGAAUUGAUGAGAAUCAGAAAAACCAGAACAGACUUUUGAGACAAGUUGAAGGUAAAUUCAAGAAAACACUGACUGAAGAAAAAGUCAAUAAAUGUCAUAAGAGAUUUGUAAAUGUAUUUCCUCUGAACUCAGAUUUUGUUCCUUCUGGACAGAAUCUCUAUGAAUAUAACUUAUUUGGAAAGUGUUUAGAACAUAAUUUUGACUGCUAUAAUGUGGAAUGCCUUAUAAGAAAGAAACAUUGUGAAUAUAUCGAACCUGUGAAAUCAUAUGGUAAUAGCUCAUCCGAUCUUGGAGUAACCCCAUUUAAGUGUAAUCAUUGUGGAAAAGGCUUCAAUCAAACAUUGGACCUCAUCAGACACCUGAGAAUUCAUACUGGAGAAAAGCUCUAUGAAUGUAAUAACUGUAGAAAAGCCUUCAGCCACAAGGAGAAACUCAUUAAACAUUAUCAAAUUCAUAGUCAGGAGCAGUCUUUUGAAUGUAAUGAAUGUGGGAAAGCUUUCAUUAAAAUGUCAAAUCUCAUUAGACAUCAAAGAAUUCAUACUGGAGAGAAACCAUAUUCAUGUAAGGAAUGUGGGAAAUCCUUCAGCCAGAAAUCAAAUCUCAUUGAUCAUGAAAAAAUUCAUACUGGAGAGAAACCUUAUGAAUGUAAUGAAUGUGGAAAAGCAUUCAGCCAGAAACAAAGCCUUAUUGCACAUCAGAAAGUUCAUACUGGGGAGAAACCUUAUGCAUGUAAUGAAUGUGGUAAGGCAUUUCCUCGAAUUGCAUCCCUUGCUCUUCAUAUGAGAAGUCAUACAGGGGAAAAACCUUAUAAAUGUGAUAAAUGUGGCAAAGCCUUCUCUCAGUUUUCCAUGCUUAUUAUACAUGUUCGAAUUCAUACAGGUGAGAAACCUUAUGAAUGUAAUGAAUGUGGAAAAGCCUUCUCUCAAAGCUCAGCCCUUACUGUACAUUUGAGAAGUCACACUGGUGAGAAACCCUACGAAUGUAACGAAUGUAGAAAAGCCUUCAGCCAUAAGAAAAACUUCAUUACACACCAGAAAAUUCAUACUAGAGAGAAACCUUAUGAAUGUAAUGAAUGUGGGAAGGCUUUCAUUCAAAUGUCAAAUCUUGUUAGACACCAGAGAAUUCAUACUGGGGAAAAACCCUAUAUAUGUAAGGAAUGUGGAAAAGCCUUUAGCCAGAAAUCAAAUCUCAUUGCUCAUGAAAAAAUUCAUUCUGGAGAAAAACCCUAUGAAUGCAAUGAAUGUGGUAAAGCCUUCAGCCAAAAGCAAAAUUUUAUUACACAUCAGAAAGUUCAUACUGGAGAGAAACCUUAUGAUUGUAAUGAGUGUGGUAAAGCCUUCUCUCAAAUUGCAUCCCUUACUCUUCAUUUGAGAAGUCACACAGGGGAAAAGCCUUAUGAAUGUGAUAAAUGUGGAAAAGCCUUCUCUCAGUGCUCACUGCUUAAUUUACAUAUGAGAAGUCAUACAGGUGAGAAGCCCUAUGUAUGUAAUGAAUGUGGAAAAGCCUUCUCUCAAAGAACUUCCCUUAUUGUGCACAUGAGAGGUCAUACAGGUGAGAAACCCUAUGAAUGUAAUAAAUGUGGAAAAGCCUUCUCUCAAAGCUCAUCCCUUACUAUACAUAUACGAGGCCAUACAGGUGAGAAACCCUUUGACUGUACUAAGUGUGGAAAAGCAUUCUCUCAAAUCUCAUCUCUUACACUGCAUAUGAGAAAACAUACAGGUGAAAAGCCUUAUCACUGUAAUGAGUGUGGCAAGGCUUUCAGCCAAAAAUCACACCUUGUUAGACACCAGAGAAUUCAUACUCAUUAGAAAUUAUGUGACUAUUGUGAAUAUGAGAAAGCCUUUGGAAGGGAUUAACACCUCAUUGCACAUUACACAAAUGGUUCUAGAGCAGAAAACCAUGAAUGUCAGAAAGCUGUCUGAAGAAGUCACAAACUUUCAAAACAGAAUUCUUAUCAGGUUGACAAAUUGCGUAAUGAAAAAGCUGAUUAUCUAAAACCUUAAGCAGACAUUUAACUUAUCCAUAAUAUUUAAUAGGAAUUCUCAUUAAAAUCUGAAACAAGAUAUCUGCUAUCAGCAUAUCAACAUAAUACUUGAACUCCCAGCCAAUGUCUUAAGUAAGAAAGAGAAGACUGGGAAAAAAGAGGAACUCUUAAAAUAACCUUCUAUAUAAGAAAUAGUUAAUUCAAAAAUGUGUAGAUAGAAAAUAUCUAAGAAUAAUGAUCUAAGAUCACAAUGAUUUAUGAGACAUAUAAAUAAAAUUAUAAAUCAUCUUGAAGGGCACAGAAGAACAUUAUGUCCCAAAAGACUUGACUUUGUAAAAAUCUAAGUUCUCUCCCAAAUCUAUAAGUUUAAUCUACUUACUCUUAAAAUUUAUAUAAGUUAUAUUUUAAGGGACUUCACAAACUGAUUUAUAAAUUUUAUAUGGAAAAGUAGAAGACACAAAUAGCUAAAACAUUUGAAAAAGCAAAACAAAUAGGGAAGACACUCUAUUAUAUAUCAUCAUAUACUUAUUUAAAGAUGUCAUUUAAACUUAUUGAGAGAAUAAAUUAAUCAGUAGAAACAAUAAAUAUUGAAUAUUGAUACAAAAAUCAAAGAAGAUAUGGGAAUGUUGUGUGUGAUAAUGCUAUUGAAGUAAUUGUGGAAUUAAUGGCAUAUUCAAUAAAUGAAAGGUCCAUAUGAGAAAAAAGUUAGUUGUCUACCUUACACCAUAUACAAAAAUAAGACGCAAAUAUAUUGAUGACCAGAGUAUCAAAAGCAAAAUUCUCACACUAUUAUGAAAAUAGUAUAUAUUUAUUAGAGUAACAGAUUUUCUUAAAAACACAUAAAUGUGGAACAAUCGAUUCUAUUGUGUUUUGGCCUCAUAGGCACCCACAUAUGUGUGCAAAGAGAUAUAUGUAACUGUUCACUGCAUCAUGGUUUGUCUAAGUUGGAUGUAACAAAUUUCCAUCAAUAGAGGCAUAGAUCAAUAUAAUGUGAUUUUGUUCUCUGAUAGAAUACAGUAUUUAGAAAACAAAAUUUACAUACUGUUACAUGGAUAGAUCGCAUCAUAUAAUACUGAGAGAAAAACAAUGCACAAUGAAAUAUUGUAUAGCAUUUGUAUAAUUUAAUAAGAUGGUACAAAGAACAGUAUGAUGUAUUGGACAUCCAUAUAUGACAUUGGUUGCCUUUUGGGAUGCUGGAAAGAUUUGCUGAGAGUUGUUAUAUUUACCUGUAAUAUUUAUUUAAUAAAAAAAGAAAGCAAAUAUGACAAUGGUGAUAAUUCUGGUUGUCAAAAUUAUAUUGGUUUUUCAAAAUCCUUUCUUGCCUACAUUUAUUUUACUAGUUUCUCUAAAAUAAGAAUCAAGUGGUUAGGGAAACCUGGGGGGUUGGGGAAAGCCACAAUUUAAAAAUGCAUACUUAUUCUUGAUUGAUAAUAACAUUUAUAAAAUAAAUUCUCUUUACCAUACACAAAACAAGCCUGACAAGGUAUUAUUUUUUUUUUUUUACCUUCUCUUCAAAAUGUUAAUUGGGAUAAUGAAAAUAAGUACAUAGCAUUUGUUUUAGGCCAACUUUCAAAUUUUUAAAUAAUUUUUAUCUUAAACACAAGUUUUUCCCCUAGUUGAAAGCAGUGGGGAAAAAGAAUUAUUUAUUUGUUGGGAUAAUUGACUCUCCACUUAGAAAAAAAAUCAGCCUACAUUUGGAUUGGUUUUCAGGUGAGGGAAAGAAAACAUUCAUAUACAUUGUGAAAUGUGGUUAGCAGUCUUAAUAUGUCAAGCCAAGGAUAGUUACCAGCAUUAGAGUGGGGGCAAUUUAAAUCUAACA